AAUCUAGCUGGCUUGACGUGUACGGAAGUGCGUGACUGAACUGGUGAUUACGGAAAUAUCUGCUCAACCAGAAUAAAAUAAAUAAAGGAUUAAUAUCGCGUCGCCACCUGUGUAAUCCUGUAACACUGUCCACAAUGUCCAGGCAAUCCAACCGAACGACAGACAGCAAGAAGAUGAACUCAGAGCUGUUCACGCUGACCUAUGGAGCCCUCGUCACCCAGCUGUGUAAAGACUACGAGAAUGACGAGGAAGUCAAUAAACAACUGGACAAGAUGGGUUAUAACAUCGGAGUGCGUCUGAUCGAGGACUUCCUGGCACGCUCCAGCAUCGGCAGGUGUCAGGAUUUCCGAGAAACGGCGGAUGUCAUCGCUAAGGUUGCCUUUAAGAUGUACCUGGGGGUCACCCCGAGUGUGACUAACUGGAGCCCAGCAGGGGACGAGUUCUCCCUCAUCCUUGAGAACAACCCACUUGUGGACUUCGUGGAGCUGCCGGAUAACCACAGCACGCUGGUUUACUCAAACCUGCUGUGUGGAGUCCUCAGAGGAGCCCUGGAGAUGGUCCAGAUGGCUGUGGAUGUGAAAUUUUCUCAGGACACUCUGAGAGGGGACAAUGUGACGGAAAUCCGCAUGAAGUUUAUCAAGAGGAUCGAAGAAAAUCUCCCUGCAGGAGAUGAGUGAUAGAAACAACCAAACAAAAAAAAAAAACACUGAAAGGAUGAGUCGGCAAAACUAAGAACAUCAUGAUGAGCGGUAAAUUAGGCAGACAGCUGUUUACUUUUCCCUGCAACCUCACUUGUCUGAAAUGAUUGAAAAAACACUCCUCAAUUUUCUAACAUCGUUACCGCCCAUGAUUUGCUGAAGAAGACCAGGAGUUAGAAGAUACUAUGGAGAUGUUCUGAGAAUAAAAAAAACAACCUAUACACCAUUGAAACACAGAUUAUCACACGGACACCUUAGGUGGACAUAAGGUUUCUUGGCAGAUCUCUGUGUUUAUGACUGAGGGAAAAACAUCUAAAUAUAACAGCUGUUGCUGUUAAGGAGAGCAGAUUUAUUUUUUAGUUGAUAAAAGAAAAGCCUUUUUAUUUGGCAAUGUAUAAAAUGUCUUCUGUUUUUGUGUGUUUCAAGGCUGGAAAACCUGAAAAUGUAAUGAUUUAUGUUUUUUUUUUUCUUUUAAUGAAAUAACCCUUCACUGCUGCCAAUUAUAAGGCAUGUUAAUUUAUGUUGUCGGAUAUGUCAAAUAAAGUUGAAAUAUUUGAUAU
Messenger RNA from Labrus mixtus (cuckoo wrasse), 1258 nucleotides. It is a transcript of the gene trappc3, whose product is annotated as trafficking protein particle complex subunit 3. The coding region runs from base 135 to 677 and encodes 180 amino acids. The record is from RefSeq and is a predicted model, not a curated record. Gene Ontology annotation, biological process: endoplasmic reticulum to Golgi vesicle-mediated transport; intra-Golgi vesicle-mediated transport. The transcript has 5 exons. NCBI's taxonomy places the organism in Eukaryota, Metazoa, Chordata, Actinopteri, Labriformes, Labridae. Gene Ontology annotation, cellular component: cytosol; cis-Golgi network membrane; TRAPP complex.